This is a messenger RNA of Vigna unguiculata (cowpea), 1289 nucleotides long. RefSeq names its product putative 2-oxoglutarate-dependent dioxygenase AOP1. NCBI's taxonomy places the organism in Eukaryota, Viridiplantae, Streptophyta, Magnoliopsida, Fabales, Fabaceae. The record is from RefSeq and is a predicted model, not a curated record.
CCAAGUCUCUAAACACCAACCUUGUGCAAGAACGUUACAAGAAAGACAUAGAAAAGUAUUACAGAUUGUGUGAGAAAGAAAAGUCAUGGGCAGUGAGGGUUUGAAGAUUCCAUGUCUGAAAUUUUGUGGAUUGAAAGAGGGGAGUGAGGAAUGGAGAGAGAUGAGCAAGAAAGUGAAGGAUGCUUGUGAGAGCCAUGGUUGCUUCAUCAUGGUUUAUGAUAAGAUUCCAAAGGGUCUAUGUCAUCACAUGUCUUUGUUCAUUAAAGAGUUGUUUGAUUUGCCUGAAGAAACAAAGAGGAAGCACACAAGCCCCAAGCCUUAUAAUGGUUACAAUUCUGACUCCCCAGUUUAUCAGUGUUUUGGACUUGAAGAUGCUUCUCUUCUUCAAACAUCCCAGGCCUUCACUAACCUCAUGUGGCCUCAGGGAAACCCUACUUUCUGUGAGACACUGAACUUGACAAGCUCCAAGCUAGUUGAUCUGAGUUUGGAGAUUAUGAAGAUGAUUGUGGAGGGUUAUGGGCUUCCGAAGAAAUACAGUUCAAAGAUCGAGGAGUUUAAGAGUUCUUGUCAUUUUCGUUUGAUGAAGUACAAAGUUGCUGAAAAUGGUGAAGUUUGUGAAGCUGCAUUGUUGCCUCACACAGACAAAAGUGCCUUAACCAUUUUGUUUGACAACCAAGUGGAGGGUCUUCAGGUGCUCACCAAAUCAAACCAAUGGAUUCCAGUGAAGAUACCCCAAGAAGGGUUUGUGGUCAUGGUUGGUGAUGCGUUCAAGGCCUGGAGCAAUGGGAGGCUUGAUGCUGCGACACACAGAGUUGUGAUGAAAGGAGAAAAAGAGAGAUAUUCGUUUGGACUAUUUGCAUUGCCGAAAGAGGAAGUGAAUAUUGAGGUGCCUGGUGAGUUGGUGGAAGACAACAUUCACCCUCUUCGUUACAGACCAUUCAACUAUGGAGAUUUCCUCAAAUACUUUCUUUUCACUCUCAGUCCCAAUGCAUUAGAUGUCUUUGCUGCUGCUUCAUCCUACCCUCAAGGAUCAUAAAUAUAAAUCAUUACAAUAAUUAUGAUCCUGCAAGAUGUUACAGACUUUUGCAUAUGGAACAUCAUCAACUAUCUACCUCUAUAUAAACUGUCCCUUAUAAUAAUCUUUUCUUUUUAAUGGCUGUUUCUUUACUUCUUAAGUUAUAAUAUUACUUCUUUUUUGAAUGUAAACGAAUAUAAAUGGAUAAUGUAAUGUUUGUAUGUUUUCUCUUCAUAAGAUGAGGACAAUGAAACAGUUUCAAGACAUUGGUAAA